AUGCCUUCACAAGCGCCAACACCCUCACCACCACCACCACCACCACCACCACCACCACAGCCAGGAGCGCGGAUCGAAAUAAAGGGCGUGACAUCCGUAGCCGACAUCCCAGCACUAUCCAAGAUCAGCAAACUGGCGUUAGAGAAUGAUCCCAUGUGGGAGUUCCGCGCUCGAUGCGGUGCCCCGUCGAUCUACGACCAUGCUAUGCAGAAGCUGACCGCGGCGAUCAACAACCCUGCGCGAUUCACGGUGUUCAAGGCUGUAGUGGUCCCCAGCAGUGUAGGAGCGGGCGAGGUGGACCAACAAAGUGAAAUCAUCGUCGGAUAUUCACAGUGGAUGCUGGGCUAUCUGGAGACCCCCAAGAUGGAUCCAUUCGCGCCGGAGGAGAAGCCUGCGGGCUCGGGCUCGGGCAGUGCCAAUGCCAAUGCCGCCUUUGAAGCCAGUAUACCAAGCGUUGGGGCUUCUGAAGCGAAGGAGAAACAGACAGGUGGUCUGGAUGCUGCUCUGGAAGCCAUUGCCUCGAAUGACAAUCAUGCAUUUCAGAAGUCGAAGCCCUUCUACUCGAAUCCCGACCACGAGGUUUCCCGGAAAAUGGGCAACGCGUAUAUCCGCGCCAUCAGGGGUAAAAGGCAUCUAUGUCUCCACGGACUGAUCGUUCACCCCGCCUACCAACGCCAGGGCAUCGGGCAGAAGCUGUUAGAUUGGGGAAUCGAGACCGCCGAUCGGGAGAAUGUGCACCUUCACGGUUCGUUGUCUGCUCUUCGCACUGUCGAUGAGAUUCUUCGUGCGCAUUUCAGCCUUGCGCCCGGCGCGGACCGUAAAGUGGCAAGCCCCGCUCCACACGACCCACUUGUUGAAUACCUCAAAGAAUCGUGUGAAGUCAUUGCUCGGCCCGGUUCCAAAGACAUCGGCAGCCUGCUAUAG
Messenger RNA from Exophiala aquamarina CBS 119918, 924 nucleotides. RefSeq lists its product as uncharacterized. The coding region runs from base 1 to 924 and encodes 307 amino acids. The transcript is spliced from 3 exons. The record is from RefSeq and is a predicted model, not a curated record. Lineage: Eukaryota; Fungi; Ascomycota; Eurotiomycetes; Chaetothyriales; Herpotrichiellaceae. Gene Ontology annotation, molecular function: acyltransferase activity, transferring groups other than amino-acyl groups.